AUGGGGGGGGAGAAGGAGAAGGAGAUCCUGGCAGCCAUCAAGGCGGAUCUGCACAAGCUGAAGGCCCUGGAGCGCAUGGUGCGGGAGAAGGAGAAGGAGAUCCUGGCAGCCAUCAAGGCGGAUCUGCACAAGUGUGGGCACAACGCGUACAGCCAUGAGAUCCUGGGCGUGCUGGGAGAGCUGGCCCUGGUCAUGGAGAAGCUGCCGUCCUGGGCAGCCCCUCAGCCGGUGAAGAGGAACCUGCUGACCAUGCGGGACGAGGCCUACAUCUGCUGCGAGCCACUGGGGGUGGUGCUGAUCAUCGGGGCCUGGAACUACCCCUUCGUGCUGGUCAUGCAGCCUUUGAUCGGGGCCAUCGCGGCAGGCAAUGCGGUGGUGGUGAAGCCGUCGGAAGUCAGCGAGAACACGGCUCAGCUGGUGGCUGAACUCCUGCCCCAGUACCUUGAUCGGGAGCUGUACCCGGUGGUCACUGGAGGAGUACCUGAGACGACCGAGCUGCUGAAGCAGAGAUUCGAUCACAUCCUCUACACCGGCAGCUCCACUGUGGGCAAAAUUGUGAUGGCGGCGGCUGCCAAGCACCUGACGCCCGUCACCCUGGAGCUGGGCGGGAAGAGCCCCUGCUACAUCGACAAGGACUGUGACCUGGCCAUCGCCUGCAGGCGGAUAACGUGGGGAAAGUACAUGAACUGUGGGCAAACGUGCAUCGCCCCAGACUACAUCCUCUGCGACCCGUCCAUCCAGAGCAAGGUGGUGGAGAACAUCAAGGCGACUCUGCAGGAGUUCUAUGGGGAAGAUGUGAAGUCGUCUCCAGACUACGAAAGGAUCAUCAACAAGCGCCACUUCAAGAGGGUGCUGGGCCUGCUGGAGGGGCAGAAGAUCGCUCACGGUGGAGAGGCUGAUGAGGCCUCCUGCUUCAUAGCACCGACUAUCCUGACGGAUGUGUCUGCGGAGUCAAAGGUGAUGGAGGAGGAAAUCUUUGGACCGGUCCUUCCCAUUGUGACCGUGAAGAGCGUGGAGGAAGCCAUUGAGUUCAUCAACCGUCGGGAGAAGCCGCUUGCCCUGUACGUCUUCUCCAACAACAAGCAGUUGAUCAAAAGAGUCAUCUCGGAAACCUCCAGUGGGGGUGUUACUGGAAAUGAUGUCAUCAUGCAUUUCUUCCUCUCAACCUUACCCUUCGGUGGUGUCGGUAACAGCGGGAUGGGCGCCUACCACGGCAAGCACAGCUUUGAGACCUUCUCCCACCGCCGCGCCUGCUUGAUCAAGGACCUGAAGAUGGAGGGUACGAACAAACUCCGGUACCCACCUAUCAGCCAGAAGAAGGUGGAUUGGGCCAAGUUCUUCGUCUUGAAGCGGUUUAACAAGGGCCGAAUCGGACUGGUCAUCUUGGCCGUGCUGGGGAUUGUGGCAGCGGUGGUGGCAAAGAAUCACCAGUCUGUGCUGAAGAGCAAAGCCCUCUUGAUUGUGCUGGCUGUUCAGAGGCUGGGCUGGCGCAGUGUGUGGUAAGGAGGAGCAGGUGUCAGAGCACGGCUGGGGCGGUCACGGUGAGAUGGUUUACUACUGAAGAGAGGAGAAGGCGCCAUGGGCAGGUCAUGUUCCGAGUGCUCACUUUGUUCUGUUUCCUUAAGCUGAGAAGUCAUUUUUUUCUUUGGUACUGGGUUAUUUCAGUGAGCUGUCGAGCACACAGAGUAGCCUUAGAGAGGCACUAACCAAGAGAAGGCUCAGACUCCUGUUUACUAAAAAGCCAUGCUGAAGCAGAGGGACCAGUGGGUACGAGCUCUGAAACGGAGGACUGCAGAGCAAGAAACGCCAGCCCCU
This is a messenger RNA of Opisthocomus hoazin, 1815 nucleotides long. The record is from RefSeq and is a predicted model, not a curated record. Lineage: Eukaryota; Metazoa; Chordata; Aves; Opisthocomiformes; Opisthocomidae.